UUAACAAGAACAGUUGGUCAGAAGCAGAACUACAGAAGCCACAAAGCAAGGUUAGUACAUUUAGAGACUUUCCUAGAACUAUGGAUUUUGAUGGAUUAGGUUUUUGUUUUCAGUUUGGCUGGCUGGUGUUGUCUACACGCUGAGUUUUAUAGUCUGAACGGUACUUCCAUCACGGAAUCACUCGUGCUAAAGUCUGGUGGCCUACGAAAGCCUGGGGCUCUGUUACACUAAGUCCUGAGACUUAGUGCGGGAGACUUUACUCACUAUCUCAUCCCUUCACCACCCCACUUUACAGUGAGAUCUAUUAUGUUGGUGAGCUCAGGGCCAGCAUGUGCAGCCCACACCCCUUGUCAGGUGUGGCCAGCAUUGUUCCGAUGUUUAAAAGGUCAUCACAAAUGCCUUCAUCCUGGAAUAACAUCCCUCUCGCAAACCCUUAUAGCACAUCAUAGACGCUCAGACAUCGUCACCCAAUUCUCAUCCCCCUCCCCUGCGUUCAGACACCUCCCCUCCACUCUGACCCUUUCUACUCAGCUUUCCGGCACCGUCUCCGCCAGCUCAAAACCUCGGUUCCGCUCCAAUCUUAAAUCCUCCUUGUCCAGACGCUCCACCCCCCAGCCCGCCUCCAAUCACGCAAAUCCAUCCCUCACUCAACUCAGACCUGCCCACACCUCAGGCCACACUCUCUGUGGCCCCACCCCUGCCGGGCUCCACCCACUCCCGGUUGAGGCUGGAGAAGCCUUCCUCAUCCUGGUACCGCCCUGCACACCGAGCCGGCUUCGCGCGAGCUGUUUUGUCGGCUGGCGCUCCCUGUAGGGCGGGUCGAAGGUCUCGGGGCGGAGCUGGCGUCUCUCGUGGGGCGUCUCCUUUCUCUCCCGGUUGCCGGUAUGGUUCUGACGGAAGCCGCUGGCGGGAUGGUCCUGAGCGAUGAGCCGGCUGCGACCACCGCGGCCGAGGAGGAGGAGGAGGUGGAGGAUGCUGCGCUCUCCAGCGGCGCCGCCCUGGAAGCGUUCGGCGAGAGCGCGGAGACCCGCGCGCUGCUCGGCAGCCUGCCUGCGGUGCACGGCGAGCGCGCGGCCCGGGAGGUGGCGGAGGAGCGAUUCCGGGUAAUUAUGGACAAAUACCAGGAGCAACCUCACCUCCUGGACCCACACCUUGAGUGGAUGAUGAACUCCUUGUUGGACCUGGUACAGGACGAGACAUCUCUGCCUGGCCUCGUGCAUCUGGCUUUUAAAUUUCUUUAUAUCAUCACCAAGGUUCGUGGAUAUAAAGUAUUUCUACGUCUAUUUCCUCAUGAAGUAGCUAAUGUCCAGCCUGUGUUAGACAUGUGCACAGGUCAGAAUCCUAAGGACCAUGAGACAUGGGAAACACGCUACAUGCUUUUACUGUGGCUCUCUGUGACCUGCUUGAUCCCUUUUGACUUCUCACGCCUUGAUGGGAACCUUCCCGCUCAACCUGGAGAAACACGAACACCCAUAAUGGACCGUAUUCUGCAAGUAGCACAGUCCUAUUUGGUCGUCAGUGACAAGGCUCGAGAUGCAGCUGCUGUCCUUGUUUCUAAGUUUAUCGUACGUCCUGAUGUCAAGCAGAGAAAGAUGGCCAGCUUUCUGGACUGGAGCCUGUGUACCUUGGCCCACUCCUCCUUGCAGACCAUCGAGGGUGUCAUUGUCAUGGAUGGGAUGCUGCAGGCCCUGGCUCAAAUAUUUAAGCAUGGAAAGCGUGAAGAUUGUCUACCCUAUGCCAACACGGUGCUCCAGUGCCUUGAAGGGUGCAGACUCCCCGAGAGCAACCAGACCCUGUUGCGGAAGCUUGGCGUCAAGCUUGUCCAGAGGCUGGGGCUGACCUUCCUGAAGCCAAAGGUGGCCACGUGGAGGUAUCAGCGUGGCUCUCGGUCUUUGGCUGCCAACCUGCAGCUCAGUGCCCCGGGUAAGAGUGAGCAGAAGCCGCUGUCUGAUAGCUUAACUUCUGAUGGUGAUGAAGACUACGAUGUCCCAGAGGGGGUGGAGAGCGUGAUAGAGCAGCUACUCACUGGACUGAAGGACAAGGACACUGUGGUGCGGUGGUCUGCAGCCAAAGGGAUUGGUAGAAUGGCUGGAAGGCUUCCCAGAGAGCUGGCAGAUGAUGUGGUGGGGUCUGUGUUGGACUGCUUCAGUUUUCAGGAGACGGAUAAGGCAUGGCAUGGUGGAUGUCUGGCAUUGGCGGAACUGGGGAGACGAGGCCUGCUGCUGCCAUCGAGACUCUCAGAGGUUGUCACAGUGAUCCUGAAGGCGCUGACCUACGACGAGAAGAGGGGUGCCUGCAGCGUGGGCGCCAACGUCAGGGAUGCCGCCUGCUAUGUGUGCUGGGCUUUUGCACGUGCCUAUGAGCCUCAGGAGUUGACUCCUUUCGUGACUGCCAUUUCCAGUGCGCUGGUCAUUACCGCCAUCUUUGACCGAAACGUGAACUGCAGAAGAGCAGCCUCAGCUGCCUUCCAGGAGAACGUGGGGAGACAGGGUACUUUCCCUCAUGGAAUCGAUAUUUUGACAGCAGCAGACUACUUUGCAGUUGGUAACAUAUCUAACUGUUUCCUUGUGAUAAGUGUGUUUAUUGCUGGCUUCCAAGAAUACACCAAGCCGAUGAUUGACCACUUGGUCUCCAUGAAAAUCAACCAUUGGGAUGGGGCCAUCCGAGAACUGUCUGCAAAAGCGCUGCACCACCUGACCCCACAAGUGCCUGAGUACAUGGCCUCUCAUGUCUUCCCGGCACUACUGUUGAUGACACUGAGCUCAGAUCUACACAGCAGACAUGGUGCCAUCCUCUCCUGCGCAGAGGUCACCUAUGCCCUGUACAAGCUGGCUUCACAGAGCAACAGGCCCGUCACAGACUAUCUGGAUGAGAAGGCACAGCAGAGCCUGAAGCAGAUCCACCAGCAGCUUUAUGAUCGGCAUCUCUAUAGGGGCCUGGGAGGAGAGCUCAUGAGACAAGCAGUGUGCAUUUUAAUAAAGAACUUGUCACUUUCCAGAAUGCCUUUUAAAGGUGACACCGUUAUCGAUGGUUGGCAGUGGCUGAUAAAUGACACUCUUAGAAGUCUUCACCUUGUUUCAAGCCAUUCCCGACAGCAGAUCAAGGAGGCAGCUGUCUCGGCCCUGGCCGCCCUCUGCAAUGAAUACUACAUGAAGGAGUCUGGGGAGGCAGACUUUACCAUUGGGAGGGAACUGAUUCCACAGUACCUUGCUGAGCUCCAGAGCCCAGAGGAGAUGACCCGCUGUGGCUUCUCCUCAGCCUUGGGUGCCCUCCCGGGUUUUCUUCUCAGGGGCCAUCUGCAGCAGGUUCUCACAGGUCUGAGAGCAGUCACCCGUACUUCUCCCAAGGAUGUGAGCUUUGCUGAGGCCAGGAGAGAUGGUUUGAAGGCAAUCUCAAGAAUUUGCCAGACGAUUGGCGUGAAAGCAGAGGGACCUCCAGAUGAAGUCAUGUGCAGAGAGAACAUUUCUGAGGUUUACAACGCAUUGCUGGACUGCAUGAACGAUUAUACCACAGACAGCAGAGGAGAUGUGGGAGCCUGGGUCCGGGAAGCUGCCAUGACAAGCCUCAUGGACUUGAUACUUCUGCUGGUGCGGACAGAGCCGCAGCUGAUUGAGGCCCACGUCUGUGAGCGCGUCAUGUGUUGCGUUGCCCAGCAGGCAAGCGAGAAGAUUGAUCGGUUCCGUGCCCACGCCGCCCAGGUGUUCCUGACUCUGUUGCACUUCGACAGCCCCCCCAUUCCCCAUGUUCCCCACCGCAGAGAACUGGAAAGCCUGUUCCCCAGGUCUGACAUGGCCUCUGUGAACUGGAAUGCACCUUCCCAGGCCUUCCCUCUCAUCACCCAGCUCUUGGAACUGCCCACCUACAGAUACCAUGUCCUGUUGGGGCUGGCCGUGUCUGUUGGUGGUUUGACAGCGUCUACGGUCAGGUAUUCUACACAGAGCCUCUUUGAGUACAUGAAGAGGAUUCAGAAGGAUGCUCAACUCCUGGAGAGCUUCAGUGGGACCCUCCUGAAGGUCUUUGAGGACAACCUCCUGAAUGACAGGGUGUCUGUAUCACUGCUGAAAAUGCUGGACCAGCUGCUGUCUAAUGGGUGUUUCGACAUCUUUACUGCUGAGGAGAACCACCCCUUUUGUGUGAAGUUGCUCACACUUUGUAAGGAAGAAAUCAGGAAGUCCAAAGACGUCCAGAAGCUUCAGUCAAGCAUUGCAGUGCUCUGUGGGAUGGUGCAGUUCAAUGGUGAUGUCCGACAGAAGGUCCUUCUGCAGCUGUUCAUCCUCCUUGGCCACCCUUUCCCUGUGAUCCGGAAGGCCACAGCAAGCCAGCUGUACGAGAUGGUGCUCACCUAUAGUGACUUGGUAGAUGCAGACGUGCUUGAUGAGGUCAUGUCUGUGCUCAGUGACACAGUCUGGGACGCAGAGCUUCCAGUUGUAAGAGGGCAGCGGAAUCACCUGUGUGACCUCCUUGGCGUGCCCAGACCCCAGCUGGCUACAAAGUCUGCUCCUGGAAGCUGAGCCACUGCCUGCCUAGCUGGGAUGCCCUGCCCUGAGGCUCUACAAGCUUUACCAUCAUGGAAACUUGGUGCCACACACCUGAGAAAGGGGGCACAUGCUGCUAGCUGGACUGGGAGGCCAUCCACAGAGAGCAGUAGCUCUUCAUGCAUGCUGUCCUCUGGUGGCCUGGUCUGCCCGUACUUCUGCUGUCCUAACACCAUGUGCUUCCCAUUAAAUCAUGUCCCAUACA
Messenger RNA from Myodes glareolus (Bank vole), 4740 nucleotides. It is a transcript of the gene Tbcd, whose product is annotated as tubulin folding cofactor D. Gene Ontology annotation, biological process: bicellular tight junction assembly; microtubule cytoskeleton organization; post-chaperonin tubulin folding pathway. Gene Ontology annotation, cellular component: lateral plasma membrane. NCBI's taxonomy places the organism in Eukaryota, Metazoa, Chordata, Mammalia, Rodentia, Cricetidae. The record is from RefSeq and is a predicted model, not a curated record. Gene Ontology annotation, molecular function: beta-tubulin binding; GTPase activator activity.